UUAGGUGUGGUGAGGGUCUGGGAUCAGUGUAACCAGGUAACACUUCAGGACGAUACCAUGGCUCUGCAGCUGUACGGAGACUUGAACUCCCAGCCCUCCCGCUCCGUCUACAUCUUCCUCAAGAAGAACAACAUUCCUUUCGAGUACAAAGAGGUGCGGCUGUUCAUGGGAGAACAGUACUCCGAGGAAUACCAGAAAAUUAACCCCCUGGGAAAGGUGCCGGUUAUAAAGGACGGGGACUUUGUGCUGGCCGAGAGUGUGGCCAUCCUGAAGUACCUGGCUGGUAAAUACCGGACCCCCGAGCACUGGUACCCCACCGAGCUGCAGCAGCGGGCCCGUGUGGACGAGUACCUUGCCUGGCAACACUUCAGCCUGCGGCCACAGGCUGCUAAAGUCUUCAUGAUCAAGGGUCUGGUGCCAGUCGUCGCUGGGAGACCGGAGCCUGAGGCCAGCGUGAAGGAAGCCGUGGACGAGCUGAACCAGAGCCUGGAGAAGUUUCAGCAGAAGUUCCUGCAGGACAAGCCCUUUGUUGUUGGAGCUGAGAUCUCGCUGGCAGACCUGGUCGCCAUCGUGGAGCUGAUGCAGCCCCUGGGUGCCGGCUAUGACCCACUGGAUGGAAGGACCCCCCUCAUGGCCUGGCGAGAGAGGGUCAAGGCUGCCGUUGGACAAGGUCUGUUCGAUGAGGUCCACGCACCAGUCCUAAACACACAGCAGAGCCUGCAGUGGAUCACACAGAACCAGCCGGCGCUGUUCGAAGGCUUGAAAAAGAUCAUCCUCAAAAAGGGAAAGUAAAGUGUGGGCCCAACAAACUCACAGGUCACCCAGGGCCAGCAGCCGGAGAGGACAGCGCACAGUCCCACACACCGUCUGUACACAGUCCCACACACACCCGUCUGUACACAGUCCCACACACCAUCUGUACACAGUCCCACACACACCGUCUGUACACAGUCCCACACACACCGUCCGUACACACAGUCCCACACACACCGUCCGUACACAGUCCCACACACACCGUCUGUACGUGCAGUCCCACACACACCAUCCGUACACAGUCCCACACACACCGUCUGCACGUGCAGUCCCACACACACCGUCCAUACAUAGUCCCACACACACCAUCUGCACGUGCAGUCCCACACACACCCGUCUGUACACAGUCCCACACACACUGUCCGUACACACAGUCCCACACACACUGUCUGUACGUGCAGUCCCACACACACCGUCUGUACACACAGUCCCACACACACCAUCCAUACACACAGUCCCACACACACCGUCCGUACACAGUCCCACACACACCGUCCGUACACAGUCCCACACACACCAUCUGCACAUGCAGUCCCACACACACCGUCUGUACACACAGUCCCACACACACCGUCUGUACACAGUCCCACACACACCGUCCCUACACACAGUCCCACACACUGUCCGUACACACAGUCCCACACACGCCAGUCUGAUCUACCAUGUACGGACUACAUUCUUGUACGUUCUGCUGUGUUGCCCGCCACAGUGGGUUCUCUGGGUCACUUCUCUCGGGAACACUGAAUAAAUGUUCACACUGAUCUGCA
Pristis pectinata (smalltooth sawfish) is the source of this 1580-nucleotide messenger RNA. RefSeq names its product glutathione S-transferase theta-1-like. Gene Ontology annotation, biological process: glutathione metabolic process. The transcript has 5 exons. The record is from RefSeq and is a predicted model, not a curated record. Gene Ontology annotation, molecular function: glutathione transferase activity. Gene Ontology annotation, cellular component: cytoplasm. The coding region runs from base 58 to 792 and encodes 244 amino acids. NCBI's taxonomy places the organism in Eukaryota, Metazoa, Chordata, Chondrichthyes, Rhinopristiformes, Pristidae.